AUGGCUUGGUUUAUACAAGAUAACAUUUGGGAAACUGUACAAAAGAAAACAAGUAGAAUUAGUGAAAUUGAUGCUGUUGGUGUAAUUCCAUUAUUAAAAUCAAGGCAUUCAAGCUCAAUAAAAACAGUUCUUUGCGUACAAUUUCGUCCCACUAUAGGAAGAAAAUGUAUAGAACUUCCUGGUGGAUUUAUUGAUAAAGGUGAAACACCUGAACAAGCAGCAUUACGAGAAUUAUACGAGGAGACAGGAUAUAAAGGUAAAGUUAUAACUAAAGUUUCACCUGCUAUGUUUAGUGAUGUAGGAAUAACUGAUGGUUGCGUGAAAUUGGUUUUGGUCGAGGUUGAUUUAGAUGAUGAAAUUAAUAAAAAUCCAAUUCCAAAACUUGAAGAAGAAGAAUUUAUUGAUAUUAUAAUAGUUGAUUUAAAAGAUCUCCUUUCAACUUUACAAGAAUAUGAUAAACAAGGAUAUGGAAUAGAUUCAAGAAUAGGCUCAUUUUCUUUAGACCAAAUUGCUGAAUUCAAAGAAGCAUUUUCUCUUUUCGAUAAAGAUAAUGAUGGUUCCAUUACCACUAAAGAAUUGGGUACGGUGAUGAGAUCUCUUGGACAAAAUCCAACUGAAUCCGAACUACAAGAUAUGAUUAAUGAAGUUGAUGCUGAUGGAAAUGGAACAAUUGACUUUCCAGAGUUCUUAACCAUGAUGGCAAGAAAAAUGAAAGAUACCGAUUCUGAAGAAGAAAUAAAAGAAGCAUUCAAAGUAUUUGAUAAAGAUGGUAAUGGUUAUAUUUCUGCUGCUGAAUUAAGACAUGUCAUGACUAAUCUUGGUGAGAAACUUUCUGAAGAAGAAGUUGAUGAAAUGAUUCGUGAAGCCGAUGUUGAUGGUGAUGGCCAAAUUAAUUAUGAAGAGUUCGUUAAAAUGAUGAUGACCAAAUAA
This is a messenger RNA of Entrophospora sp. SA101, 930 nucleotides long. NCBI's taxonomy places the organism in Eukaryota, Fungi, Glomeromycota, Glomeromycetes, Entrophosporales, Entrophosporaceae. The record is from the annotation of a GenBank genome assembly.